This is a messenger RNA of Purpureocillium lilacinum, 1236 nucleotides long. NCBI's taxonomy places the organism in Eukaryota, Fungi, Ascomycota, Sordariomycetes, Hypocreales, Ophiocordycipitaceae. The record is from RefSeq and is a predicted model, not a curated record.
AUGGAGCGCCCGUGUCGACAGAGGACGACGGCGAGCGCACCACAAGACGGCCCACGGACGGCCAGCCCCGCAGGACGACGAUCCAGCAGGCGCGGCAAGCACCCCGUCCGCACCACGUUAUACGGAGUACGUGUGCGUGCUCUGGCCGGCGCCGUCCCUGCAAUUAGUACCACCCUCCUCCUCUGCCUCCCAAGUCCCAACCCGGAAGCCUCGCCCAUCCCUCCUGCCCGCGGGCCACGAGCGACCCGGCCCAGUCCAGUCAAGCGUCCCGUCGAGCCGGAGCUACCAGGUGGCAGCACCAGCACCAGCACCAGCACCAGCACCAGCACUUUUGGCAGCCACCCACACCGAACCCGCCUUCGUGCCUGCCCAAACUCUGUUCGUCUUCCGUGGAUUCCGUCCCCAUACCAAGUUCCUACCGACCUUGCGGUUAGCUACGCUACGCUACGAGCACGCUACGCUGUACCACGAGGUACCUUGCGCUGCCGCACGGGGCCCUGCGCCGUUCCUGGCCAUACAAAGUACCGCGCCUUACCAUACCUUACCUUGGCUUGCCGUCCAUUGGGGGACCUUGCCAUAACCGACCCGGGCCUCUUUGCUCGCGCAGUUUCCUCGUUCCUCUCCUCCGCAUCCCACCACCCGCGCGAGUCGUCGCACUCGUACUUGGCGCGACGCUCCGUAAAACGUCCCGUCGUCCUCCCUCGCUCCCGCACCGCACCGCACCACAUCGCAUCGUCGACGCCUUCGCUGGUGCUGUGCUCUCGCGCUGCCUCGCCGCCUCACUCCCGUCGCUUGCCUCGUUCGCGCCCGCCGGCCCUGUCGCUGCCCGGCGUCCGACCAUCGGCCCCCCUCGUAUUACAGACCCCGGCAACCACACCACGUUCGCUCCCAGAUCCCAGAACGCCGGCGCCCUUCCACCACGGCCCCCUAGAGCCGACGCGCCUCGCGCUGCGACUCGAGCCCGCUCUCCGAAUCCCGCAGCCUGUGCAACCGCGCAAACGGCACACACCACAGCGCAUCGCACCAGCGCAGCACUGCGUCGCACCCGCAACACCGCAGCGCCCUCAGCCGUGCGUCGACGUGCUGCACGGCAGCUGCAGCUCCCGCUCUCGUCUCGUCACAGCCGUCCAUCCGCAGCCUCCGAUACCCCUCCAACCCGCCCGCCCGCCGCUGCAUCGGCGCCUGCGACUCGCGCUCCUCGACCUGCCGGCCUUCUGCCCUCGCCUGUUCCCUUGA